This is a messenger RNA of Humulus lupulus (European hop), 3476 nucleotides long. Its product is annotated as probable DNA helicase MCM8. Bases 167 to 2554 code for a protein of 795 amino acids. The record is from RefSeq and is a predicted model, not a curated record. Gene Ontology annotation, cellular component: nucleus; MCM complex. The transcript has 17 exons. Gene Ontology annotation, molecular function: ATP hydrolysis activity; single-stranded DNA binding; ATP binding. NCBI's taxonomy places the organism in Eukaryota, Viridiplantae, Streptophyta, Magnoliopsida, Rosales, Cannabaceae.
ACGUGUCAAAUACUACUUUUUGGAUAUAUAACGACACCGUAUUCCCUCUCCGCCGAAACCUCUUAUAAAUAUCUUUUCCUUUCAUUUUCCCACCAAAAAACGUGAGACUCCAAUUUUCGAAAUCGUAACCCCAGUCGCCGGAGCUCGAUAGUCGGCGGUGGCGGAGAUGUACGGUACUCCAGGAAAGAGCUUGGGAAGGGAUUAUGGAUGCAUUUAUGGUGCAGGAGACUUUGGGGAUGUUUGGUGUAAGUACUUUUCUCAUAUUGAGCUUGGCGAUGAAAAAGCUGUGUUCAACCUCGUUUCUCUGCUGAUUUGCUUCUUUUCCUCGCCGGCGCAAAAUCUCCUUUCUCAGGUCAAGGAUGAUAAUGGUAUAUACAUUUUCUCGAUCGACUUUCAACGAUUUCGAAAGGAUUGUGAUGUUCAUGAAUUUUAUGAAUUGUUGGAGGAUAAACCGAAGAUUGCUCUUUUAUGCUUGAGUGCUUCAGCGCACAAGGUGCUGCUGAACAAGUGGGAUAAAAGCGAGUUGGAAGAUGGUACCAAAGUAAACACACGUCUGCAUAAUUAUCCUCAAUCUUUGAUUGCCUUGAAGAACCUAAAAGCUGCAUAUAUUGACAAGCUUGUAUCUGUUCGUGGUUCUGUAGUAAAAGUUAGCACUGUUAGGCCUCUUGUGGUUGAAAUGAGUUUUGACUGUGCUAAGUGUAAGACAAAGAUUUUAAGAAUCUUUACUGAUGGGAAAUUCUCACCACCAAUGAUCUGCAACUUGGAUGGAUGCAAGAGCAAAAGUUUUAUUCCAAUUCGAUCGACUGCUCAGACAAUAGAUUUUCAGAAAAUAAGAGUACAGGAGCUGCUAAAGCCUGAGGAUCAUGAGGAGGGCCGGGUGCCUCGAACUGUAGAGUGUGAAUUGACUGAAGAUCUAGUUGAUGCUUGCAUCCCUGGAGAUGUGGUGACUGUAACUGGAGUUAUAAGAGUAAUUAACAAUUACAUGGAUAUUGGGGGAGGGAAAUCGAAAGGCAAAAGUCAAGGAUUUUACUAUUUGUAUCUAGAAGCCAUUUCAGUCAAAAACUCCAAGUCACUUUCUACAUCUGACAACUCAGAAGAUUCUAAUUCUCAUGCACGACCAAUGGAACUUUUCGACUUAUUCUCAUUUUCUUCAAGGGAUUUGGAAUUUAUUAUAAAGUUUUCUGAGGAACAUGGUUCAGAUACCUUUAGACAACUGCUUCAAUCUAUCUGUCCAUCUAUCUAUGGUCAUGAGCUUGUUAAAGCGGGAAUAACACUAGCACUACUUGGAGGCGUAAGAAAACAUUCAAAUGAUAGCAACAAGGUUCCUGUAAGAGGAGACAUCCAUGUCAUAAUUGUUGGUGAUCCUGGACUAGGGAAGAGCCAACUCCUGCAAGCAGCGGCAGCAGUUUCUCCAAGAGGCAUUUAUGUGUGUGGUAAUGCUACAACGAAAGCUGGGUUAACUGUAGCUGUAGUAAAGGAUCCAAUAACAAGUGAUUAUGCUUUUGAAGCAGGUGCCAUGGUACUUGCAGACAGUGGAUUGUGCUGCAUUGAUGAGUUCGAUAAAAUGACUUCAGAGCAUCAGGCUUUACUUGAAGCCAUGGAACAGCAGUGUGUCUCGAUAGCAAAGGCUGGACUUGUAGCAAGUUUGUCAGCACGUACUUCUGUCUUAGCAGCAGCAAACCCCGUUGGUGGUCAUUACAACCGUGCAAAAACAGUAAACGAAAAUCUGAAAAUUAGUGCUGCUCUGCUGUCACGAUUUGAUUUGGUCUUCAUAUUGCUAGACAAACCCGAUGAACUUCUGGAUAAGAGGCUCUCAGAGCACAUCAUGUCUCUUCAUACUGGGUACGCAGAGCAUGCACCAGCAGCAAAAAAAUUACGACGAGAAGCAACGCAGAAUGAUCGAGGCAUAAAGAUGAAAGUAGAUGGUGGUUCAUUAGUGUCAAGGUUGAGAUUAGACCCAAAGAAGGAUGGUGCUUUUGCUCCGUUACCAGUUCAACUUCUCUGCAAAUAUAUUGCCUAUGCAAGAAAUUUUGUUUUCCCUAGGAUGUCAAAGCCAGCAGCUGAAAUCCUACAGAAGUUUUACUUACAACUAAGAGAUCACGCUACAUCAGCUGACAGUACACCAAUAACAGCUAGACAACUUGAGAGUCUAGUGAGGCUGGCAGAGGCUAGAGCCCGCCUAGAUUUACGAGAAGAAAUAACAGCCCAAGAUGCAAUGGAUGUAGUUGAAAUCAUGAGAGAAUCCCUCUACGAUAAGUAUGUGGAUGAGAAUGGUUUUGUGGACUUCGGUCGAAGUGGUGGUAUGAGUCAACAAAAAGAGGCCAAAAGGUUCUUAAGUGCUCUCAACAAACAGUCGGAGUUACAGCAGAAAGAUUUUUUUUCUAUCUCAGAAAUAUACAGUUUAGCCGAUCGGAUCGAGCUAAGAGUUCCUGAUAUGGACGCGUUUAUUGAUAAUUUAAACAGUGUUGGUUAUCUACUCAAGAAAGGACCAAAGACAUAUCAGGUACUAUCGUCAUCUUAUUCGCGGAGCCAGUCAUCAAGGUCAAGGUUCUAAAAUUACUAUAGGAUUAGAAAACAAAGAGUUGUGUUUUGAAAGCAGUCUCUUCAUGUACAUAAUCUAUUGGAAGAAGCCAAUUUUGUUGUAUUGAGAAUAUGCAAUAACUUUUGCUCUUCUUUUCUUAUAUUAGUGUAGUGGUGUGGCAUACAAAGGCAGAGAGUAGUUGGUUUUGGUCAUAAAUACCUAAUCAGAAAAGCCCUGAUUUCCAUCUAUAGCUUCUAAUCUCCAUUCACUCCCAUAAUGAAGAGUUGGGCAAACCCAACCAAAACUUUAAAGCCUCAGCAGCUAUCAUACUCUCUCCUCCUAUAUUGCCUGGCUUGUGAGGCAUGCUUACUUGUAAAAAAUCACAGAAUGAUAUUUGGUCUUCUUUGGAGGAAUAUCAUUUAUUCAUUCUCCUCCAUGCAUGCAAGCCACAAUCUUUGCCUCGUCAGCCAUAUCCUUAAUUUUUUAGAAGAAUAUUGUAAUGGUGAAGUGUGAAUCGUGAAGAUGAAGAUGAAGACGUUGAUUAAUGGUGAUAAAUAGAUUAUAUAAAGAAUUUUGUUCUUGCAAUGUAUCAUCCACGUAUGACUUGUAUGUGAAAAAUGGUCCUCUCCAAUGUGUCCUUGCAGUACUGCUGAACUGCAAGGGAAAACAAGGGAAGAGGAGCUGAUGAUAUAAUUCUUAAUUAUAUAUGUUAGCCAUAAAUAAAUAACAGUAACACCAGCGAUUGGAACAAGCAAUGCAUGCAUGCAGUGUGACCUGAGUUAUUUGACUUUUUCUUAACAUGUAAUUUUGUUGUGGACAUUCAACAUCAAUCAUUGCAAGUAUAUAUCUAUAUGAACAUUGUUAUUAGGCGCCAAUGGUGUGUCUGGUGAGUGGUUAUAAAUUUUUUAUAGUAGUUAAAUUAAAAUAUAUGGAAUUCAAUAUUAAAUUGUACUAA